AUGACGGUAUUAUCUCCCAGUAAAGACCAGAUGUCAAGGACAGAGUUUUGGGCUGGCCGAGAGCGUCCAGAUCCUCCCACGGAGUCGGGGACCAACCUUUGUGUGGAGACGGUCCCUACUGCGGAGGAGUCAAGAAGAUCUUGGGUCGCCAACGAAUGUACAAAACUACGACCGUUUAUGUGCAGUAAAAGGGAGGGCACUUGUGCCACUGGGUGGCGCUCUCAUAACGGCACGUGUUAUCAGUUCAACGUUAACCUGAAGCUCUCCUGGUAUGACGCCAAGGACUACUGCCAGAGCCAGGGAGGAGACAUGGUCACGGUGGAACGAAGAUCUACUCAGGAUUUCAUAAUGUCAGAGACGAACAUGAUUGGUAUUUCUGAUGGUUUAAACAUAUGGUUAGGGGGCUCAGAUAUUGGUUUCAACCCCAAGGUGCUGCGUUGGGGUAACGAAGCCGCCAUAGGUGCCACAGGUACAUACUCCAACUGGGUUCCCGGCCACCCCGUCACCAGCAGUAAACCUCUAUGUGUACAGAUGCUGGCAGCUGAUGGCAAGUGGGUGGCCAGUAAUACCUGCCUCCAGGAGCUGCCGUUUAUCUGCCAGAUAUCUGACAAGAACGUCGUUUAUCCACCGACUGUCCUUCCAGCGAAAGGUAGCUGUGACCCAGGCUGGGUAGCAUAUGGCUUCUCCUGCUAUUACUUUGACAACAGCGCCUCUGUCACAUGGCUGCAGGCCAACCAGAAAUGUCAGGAUAUGGGAGCACACCUGGUGGAAAUGAAAAACGCUAGAGAAAUGUCCUUCAUCGACAAGAAAAUGGUAGCCGCGUCGUGGCUUGGAUUUACCGACAGACGACGUGAAGGCCAUUGGACCCCGUAUACGAACUGGGCCCCCAAAAGGCCAGAUGACUUCCAUGACGGCCUCAGCGAACACUGCGCUAUCAUCCUGGCAGGAGAUCCACAGGGUCUCUGGGACGACGUACCCUGUGACCAACUGAAUGCUUACAUUUGUGAAAAGCUCAUAGGACCUUCCACUACUCCAGGGCCAACCAGUUCGGAAACUGCUGUAUCGGUAAAAUGUGGACUGUUCUGGGAAGACAACCCUGUAAGUGAUCACUGUUAUCAGUUCAACACAGACACGUUGUCGUGGACAGAGGCCCAGCUACAGUGUCAACACAAUGGCGGAGACUUGGCCAGUGUCACCAGUUUAGAGGAGCAGUUGUAUAUCUCAGGUUCAUCAGGUUCUGGUUUGGGUUCCUCUUGUAUGGAAAUGGACGCCUCUACCGGGGUUUGGAGAGACGACCAGUGCCAGAGCAGAAGAGGUUAUGUCUGCAAAAAGAAGGGUAAUAUCUCAAGCAUCACUCCACCUUCAGCGUCGGUGACAACUAGUUCUCCAGGGUAUCCCUCCUGCCAGGAAGACUGGGCACUGUACAGGGACCACUGCUACAGAGUGUUUGAAGACAAGAACACGUGGUCACAGGCCAAGGGCUCCUGUCGACGCAUGGGUGGAGAUCUAGCGUCCAUUUUGACUGCCAACGAGAAUAGUUUUGUGACUAGUUUGGCAGGCGGAGAAGAUGUGGAUCCCAGUGAAUUAUGGACCGGACUGAAUGCUGGUAGGGUUACAAACCAGUAUGAGUGGUCAGAUGGUUCCUCAGUGACCGUUACAUACUGGGCGGCCAAUGAACCUGACCUCCAACGUAGAGAGCACUGUGUUAGCAUAUAUACCUCAGAUGACAAGGACGUGCAUGCUGCAUAUAAAGGUUCCUGUUAUACCUUAUCAAAUAGUGGUACAACGUGGUCAGAUGCCAACAGAAUGUGCAACAGUUCCGGCGGUAACCUGAUUGCUAUAAACGACCACCUGGAGUCGGCGUACAUAUCAGCAUAUAUAGGGUCCACCAUCACUGACGCUGAAUACUGGAUUGGCUUAAGUAACGAUGAGAACGGGGUCUACACAUGGUCAACAGGUGACAGCGUUUCGGUCACUAACUGGGGCAGUGGACAUACAGGUAAUGAAAAACACGUGUGUGUGACGAUGACACAGACCGGCACAUCUACAGGGCAGUGGUAUGAUAGGCCGUGUUCUCAACAUCUGGGGUACGUCUGUGAAUACCCCAGGGGAGACUAUAAGACCACGCCCACUCCUCCGACUACCAUCUCUAACACUUGCUCCACUGAAUACCCGUGGACUGAAUACGGUGGUUAUUGUUACAAGAGGGUAUAUCUCUCCCACAAAUAUGCUCGCACGUGGUCCGAAGCUGUCCAGUACUGUCGAAAUCUCGGUGGUGACCUUGCCAGUUUCCACAGCGAGGCUCAGCUGAUGGCUGUAAUAGGAAGAUUUGAAUACAGGAGUCAAUUCUUCUGGAUCGGCCUGUCCAAGCCCAGCCCGGACAGCGGCUAUGUUUGGACUGACCAGUCUGCCCUGGACUUCACUCCCUGGUCCACUGGACAGCCGGAUGACCACAAUGGUCAGGAGAAAUGUGUCCAACUGGACAAGAAAGACGGGAAGUGGUCUGACGUCAACUGUUACGUCAGAGGAAACGUCAUAUGCCAGUUUAAGAAAGGAGAACCGAUUUAUACCGCAGGUACAACAAUUGUACCAACACCUGCGCCCCAGUGCGGUUCAGACCCAGAAUGGGUGGCCUUCAGAGACUACUGCUACUAUAUAACCCAGGGGUACGCCCCCGGGUCCUCUAUGACGUGGCAUGACGCCAGAGAGUACUGUAUGAAGCAGGCGGGGGAACUGGCCAGCAUUCAUGACGUCAUGGAGAACAGCUUCAUACUUCAACAGGCGGCAAGAAUGAUGAAUGCGGAUACCUUCUGGAUUGGGCUGAAUGAAUUGGAUCUGGAAAGCUACAAAUGGUCCGAUGGAACUGUGACAGAUUUCAUAUCUUGGGCAAAAACGGAGCCAAAUGACUACUUUGGAGGGCAGAAAUGUGUGGAGUUUAGCGUGAAAUCAGGCCAUUGGCUGGAUGAAAGUUGUGGAAAACCUAACCGGUAUAUCUGUAAGAAGCACAAAGACAGUAGAACCACAGUGACGUUACCACCAACACCUGUCAUCACAGGGAACUGCCCUCCUGGGUUCCGAGGAUAUGGGAACAAAUGUUACCUGGUAAUAGGAGACAGUGUGGAUUCUACCCAGUUAAAGACAUGGGGUGAUGCCAGAGAUACAUGCUCUGCCAUGAAUAGUUCAUUUACUCUGGCCAGUGUUUCUAAUCCUUUGGAAGCAGCUUUCCUGACCACAUUGUUGAAAGGCAAAAUGGUGGAUUUUUGGAUCGGUCUCCAUAAACUACGCUUUCGUAAAUUUCAAUGGAUAGACAACACCAAUGUAGACUAUGUAAACUGGGGCUUUGGUGAACCAAAUGGUGGGCUAGGGACCACAAGUGAAGAGCCGUGUGUUAGUGUGUCUACGCGGGGUAUAUCAGCGGGGAAAUGGCAAGACAGGCCGUGUGUCAUCAAGAUGGGCUACGUCUGUCAGACAUGGAAAGAUGCCAGUUAUCCGACUCCACAACCCUCUCAGUCCCCGUCACCCUGUCCCCUUGGUUACGAGUCUUUUGGUGAUGCUUGUUACCAGGUAACGGCCGCCAUGACGUGGGAGGAGGCCAAUGCUACGUGUCGCCGUCAGCAGGACCACCUCGUGUCUGUUCUAGAUGGAUUUGAACAAACGUUUCUCACUCUGAAAGUUCAAGAACUUAACAAGCAGUCUAUGUGGAUAGGAUUAACGAGGACUGGGUCUCAGUACUACUGGGAGGAUGAGUGGCCAGUGGACUAUGUAAACUGGGCAGCUUCCGAACCUCCUAGGAAUGGAACCGCCAGGUGCGUUAUGUUAAUGGCGGAUGGACAUUGGAAGGCCACUGAUUGUAGUCUUAAAUUUCAAGGAAUAUGUAAGAGAACAUCAGCCAAACCCCCGGUGACCGUCCCUGACCCCCCGGGCACCUGUCCUGACGGCGAUUGGUAUCCCCACGGCUCCCACUGCUACCACCUGUCCACUAAGAACCACUAUAAUGACUGGUACAGCGCCAUUAUGCAGUGUUAUCUGAGAGGGGCCACCCUGGUGUCCGUGACCAGCCAGCACGAGGCAGAUUUCUUGGUGAAACUGUUUCAACAAUCUCUGGUCGAUAAUCGCCCCUUUUGGACAGGACUUUAUAGGAAACCGAAUGGAACAUUCAACUGGUAUGACGGUACUCCGUUCAACUUUGCCAAUUGGGCCACGGGGCAGCCCGGCAGUGACAGGGGCAAGGACUGCAUAGAUAUGCACCCAGGGACGGGGAAAUGGCAACUUUCUACCUGCACCUACCCUCUCAGCCAUGUGUGUAAAACGCGGAAAAUACUUCCGACGACGACGCCCGCCCCAGCUUGCAGGUCGGGCUGGUACCUAUAUAAUGGAUUGUGUUAUAAGCCAUUCUUUAAAACCAGCAAAGACCAGAAAACCUGGCAAUCAGCCCGCAGUUUCUGUAGGUCGCAGGGAGGGGACUUGGCAAGUUUUCACAGUUCCGAAGAAAGUGCCUGGUUUGGUACCAUUGUUGGGAAGGCUGGCCUCUAUAGUUAUGGCAUAGACAGCAAUGAACCGCUCUGGAUCGGGCUAUAUGACACUGAUGUUAAUAAAACUUACGUCUCUCAUGUCUGGUCUGAUGGCACACCUUUCGACUUCUCCAACUGGGAUAUCGACCAGCCAGACAACCAUAACGGCAAGGAACGCUGUGUCGGUAUGUAUGCCAACACUGGCAAAUGGCGGGAUGACAACUGCGCAGGCGCAAGGAGCUGGAUAUGUAGAGCGUCAUUGGAUGCCACACCUCUGCCUAGCACCACCACGCCCUCUGGAACCGACGACGAUACAUGUGGCGACUCCUGGCACUCCUACGGGGACCACUGUUACUAUAUCAGUGAGGGGUGGGGCUCCACCCACAGGAAAUCAUGGUUCAGCGCCAGACAGUGGUGUAUGGAGAACGCUGGUGACCUUCUUAGUAUCCAUACUCCUGGAGAGGCCGACUUUGUCACAACACUGGUCAGCAAGACUGAUAAUAUCAAGUCAUGGAUUGGUGCCAAUAACCUGGACCUUCAGGGAUAUAGAUGGACAGAUGGCACUCUCGUUAACUACAUAAACUGGGGCCAAGGCGAACCCAACUCCAGGUACGGUCUAGAGAGGUGUGUCAACAUGUACACAGGGAAUGACAGAACACAGCCAGGUACAUUUAAUGACGACAAUUGUGCGGCGAAAUUACCAUUUAUUUGCAAGAAACACAAACUGAGUAAAACCACUGUAAGUGUACCUACCACCCCGCCCAUAGAAGGAUACUGCCCGAGGGGAUUUGAUGGCAUUGGCAACAGGUGCUACAAGUUAUUUGGCGAGGUCCAGGAAGGGCGUAGGAACUGGACGGGGGCAGCCAGCGCCUGUGCCGCCCUGGGGAGGCAGUAUACACUGGCCAGUAUUACCAAUCCACUAGAACAGGCAUUUAUUACCAGCAAGCUGCAGUUUAAAGUAGCGGAUUAUUGGAUUGGCCUAAGCGACUACUACAGAACACAUUUUCUUCAGUGGCUGACGAAUGAAGAACUGCAGUAUGAAAACUGGGAUGUGAACGAACCGUCACCUUCUUGGCAGUUUAAUGGUGAAGAUUGUGUCCUUAUAAGAUCAGCCGAAAACAGUAUCGGAAAGUGGGCUGAAGUGAAGUGUUCCUUAACUGCGGGGUAUAUUUGUCAAACUUGGAAAGACCCUGCAAUCAAGACCCCGUGGACGACCCAACCUGUGUCCACUCUAUCCAACUGUAAAAAUGGCUACUCGACCCUAGAUGGCGUGACGUGCUAUAAGCUGCACCAAGACGCGCAGACGUGGGCAGACGCACAUGAGAUUUGUACUGAAGAGGGCGCCUAUUUAACAUUUGUAACAGGGUUUUUGGAAGAGGCACAUCUGAUCACUUUCUUGAGACACUCUGACGGGUCACCAGUGUGGUUGGGGCUGAAAGGCUCGAGACCUCAUGGCUUCAAGUGGACAAUGGAAUGGCCUCUAAUUUUCACACACUGGGCCAAGGACGAACCCAAAUCGGAGAAGGCAGAAGUGUGCGGCGUGAUGAUGCAUGACGGGACAUGGAACACAAGGGAUUGUGGGACAAAGCUCCCUUUUGUCUGCAUGACAACUUCUGCCCUACCGCCGGUCACCACACUGCCCACCACAGGCUGGUGUCCGGACCAGGGACAGUGGAUAGACCAUGGGUCAGCCUGUUUCUAUUACGACACCAAUGCCUACUUGGACUGGGGAGAAGCUAGCUUCGAGUGCUACAAAAUAGGCGGUUAUCUAGCGUCUUUUACUAGCGACAACGAGACCAGUUUUAUACUCGAACUGUUGAACGAAGAAGUGGCGUCAAGAAAUUUGUGGAUUGGUCUCAUUAAAAGAAGAAAAGAACAUUAUCAGUGGGAGGAUGGUACGGUUGUCAACUACACCAACUGGUCUCCGGCCAAACCGAGCGCUACUGGUGACGAGGAGAGAUGUGCCGAGUUUCUGCCUACGUCAGGACUGUGGAAUGACGUAACGUGUGACGGAAGCAGGGGUUAUAUUUGCAAAACGUCUAAAAUUUUCCCUACGGUUGCUACAUCCUCCACGACAACACGCACAAAUACCUCCUCGUCAACACCCCCCAGACAUGAGGAACAUGUUGUCCGCGUUGCAGCUAGAGCACAAGGCCUGACUACUGGGUACACUGUGGGCAUAGCUCUCCUGUCCAUCAUCAUAGUGGGUCUUCUUGGUUUCUUCGGGUACAUUGUCUAUAAUCGACCUGGGAAGACUGAAGUCUCGGCUUUUUACAAUUCUGAAGAUGGAGACAAAGUAGAGUUUUCUAGAACAUCUGACAUCACUGAUAGACCUGCUGCGUAAAUCAUGUAUGUUACACGCCGUUGUCACGUGGCACCUUACUUAUGGCAACUGCAUGAAACUGAAUUUUCUCAUCGAUCGAAAACAAGCGUCAACCAUCAGUAUUUAAAUUGAUAACAAA
Messenger RNA from Lingula anatina, 6973 nucleotides. Its product is annotated as lymphocyte antigen 75. The record is from RefSeq and is a predicted model, not a curated record. NCBI's taxonomy places the organism in Eukaryota, Metazoa, Brachiopoda, Lingulata, Lingulida, Lingulidae.